Cynocephalus volans (Philippine flying lemur) is the source of this 1566-nucleotide messenger RNA. RefSeq names its product T-box transcription factor 22 (gene TBX22). NCBI's taxonomy places the organism in Eukaryota, Metazoa, Chordata, Mammalia, Dermoptera, Cynocephalidae. The record is from RefSeq and is a predicted model, not a curated record. Gene Ontology annotation, biological process: regulation of transcription by RNA polymerase II; cell fate specification; positive regulation of DNA-templated transcription. Gene Ontology annotation, cellular component: nucleus. The transcript has 8 exons. Bases 1 to 1566 code for a protein of 521 amino acids. Gene Ontology annotation, molecular function: RNA polymerase II cis-regulatory region sequence-specific DNA binding; DNA-binding transcription factor activity, RNA polymerase II-specific.
AUGGCUCUGAGCUCUCGGGCACACGCAUUCUCAGUAGAAGCUUUGGUGGGGAGACCCAGGAAAAGAAAGCUUCAAGAUCCAAGAGAGGAGGUGCAGCCUGAGCUGCAGGAGAAAGAGGGUGGAGAGGAAAAGGAGGAGAGAAGGAGCGGCGCUGCAGGGAAGAGCCAGCAGUCGGAAAAGCGACCCAAGACAGAGCCCUCAGCAACUGCUUUCUCUGGCUGUGGCGGCGACGGCGGCGGCGGCGGAAACAGCCGCGGAAGUCUGGAAGAGAAAGAUGUUAUUCAAGUGGAACUUCAAGGAUCCGAGCUGUGGAAGAGAUUCCAUGACAUCGGGACUGAGAUGAUCAUUACCAAGGCGGGCAGGCGGAUGUUUCCCUCUGUUCGUGUCAAAGUGAAAGGGCUGGACCCAGGGAAGCAGUACUAUGUGGCCAUUGACGUGGUGCCAGUGGAUUCCAAACGCUAUAGGUACGUGUAUCACAGCUCGCAGUGGAUGGUAGCUGGGAAUACGGACCAUUCCUGUAUCACUCCCAGAUUCUAUGUCCACCCGGACUCGCCCUGCUCGGGAGAGACCUGGAUGCGGCAGAUCAUCAGCUUUGAUCGCGUGAAACUCACCAACAACGAAAUGGACGACAAGGGCCACAUCAUUCUGCAGUCCAUGCAUAAGUACAAGCCCCGUGUGCACGUGAUGGAGCAACACAGCAGGGUUGACCUGUCCCGGAUUCAGUCCCUGCCCACCGAAGGGGUUAAAACGUUCUCCUUUAAAGAAACUGAGUUCACCACAGUGACAGCUUACCAAAACCAGCAGAUUACCAAAUUAAAAAUUGACAGGAAUCCUUUUGCUAAAGGAUUUAGAGAUCCCGGAAGAAACAGGGGUGUAUUGGAUGGGCUUUUAGAGACCUACCCCUGGAGGCCUUCUCUCACUCUGGAUUUUAAAACCUUUGGUGCAGACACACAAAGUGGCAGCAGUGGCUCCUCUCCAGUGACAUCUAGUGGAGGGGCUCCCUCUCCUUUGAACUCCUUACUUUCUCCACCUUGCUCUCCACCUACAUUUUAUUUGCCUCCCAGCUCCCUUGGAAUGCCCUGCCUGGAGGCAUACCUGCACAAUAUCAGCCUGCCCUUUUGCUACAAGAUUUGUCCAACUAAUUUUUGGCGACAGCAACCUGUUGUCUUACCUGCUCCUGAAAAGCUAGCAAGCAGCAACAGUUCUCAGUCUUUAGCCCCACUCAUGAUGGAGGUGCCCAUGUUACCUUCCUUGGGGGCCAGUUCAAAAAUUGGUUCAUCUGAAGGCUUCAAUGGGCAGUGUCUACAAGCACCUAAUUCUGCCAGUCAAAUGUUAUAUGGAUUACAGUCACCUGGAAACAUUUUUUCACCAAAUCCCAUUGACCGGGAAGCCCUUGGUUGCUCUUUCCAUCCUUCCUAUGGCUUUUACAGGUACAACUUCUCUAUGCCGUCUAGACUGGUAAAUGCUGCUAACAAUCUCAAAGUGAAUGAAAACAGUCAAAUAUCUUUUAGAGAAGGCACAUGUAAUCGUGCUCAUUGGUAUCCAGCAAUUAACCAUUGCCUUUAA